AUCAGUCAGAGUCUGUGUCGCGCUGAGGACAAAAAAACCUUCGACAAUUUCUCUUGAUUUUGAUUUUUAAUACAGAUUCAUCACAAUGUGUACUGGAAAGUGCGCGCGGUUGGUGGGGCUAAUACUUCUACCCUCGGCUUUUUUGUGUAUAGUGGCCAAUUUACUUUUAUUCUUCCCUAAUGGGGAAAAGCUGGAAUCGGGACAGAUUUCCCUGCAGGUCUGGCUUAUGGGAGGUGUUCUUGGUGGAGGACUAUUUAUGUUGUGUCCAAGCUGCUCAGCCAUCAGAGCCGGGGGCAAAGGUUGCUGUGGGGCUGGUUGCUGUGGAAACCGUUGCCGUAUGCUGAAUUCUGUUUUCUCGUCUGUAUUUGGCGUUAUUGGGUCGGUCUACUGUGGUUGUGUUGCCAUUGCAGCGCUGGCUGUUGGGCCAAAAUGCAAAGUGAUGAACGAGAAAUGGGAAUAUCCCUUUGAGGAUAAAUCAGAGAACAGCACUAGUUACCUGGUGGAUAAGACUAGAUGGUCCGAUUGUGUCUUUCCUGAGAAUGUGGUUCUCUGGCACAUUGUGCUGUUCUCCAUACUGUUGGGUCUGGCUCUGCUACAGAUGAUACUCUGUGUCAUUCAGGUCGUGAACGGAUGUGUGGGCUGCUUCUGUGGAGACUGCCGAAAAAGAAAAUCGGAUGAAGGAGGUCUGUGAGAUCUGCUGAGGAGGGAAAUAACAACAACAACAACAACAACAACAACAAUAAAUAAAACAAC
Messenger RNA from Rhinichthys klamathensis goyatoka, 753 nucleotides. It is a transcript of the gene tm4sf5, whose product is annotated as transmembrane 4 L six family member 5. Bases 86 to 691 code for a protein of 201 amino acids. The record is from RefSeq and is a predicted model, not a curated record. NCBI's taxonomy places the organism in Eukaryota, Metazoa, Chordata, Actinopteri, Cypriniformes, Leuciscidae. The transcript has 5 exons. Gene Ontology annotation, cellular component: membrane.